AUGGCCGUGAUAUACGGGCUCAUUCUCGUGAGCAUAUUCUACACAGCGAUCUCCGCCUCAUUAGCCGAACUCGCCUCUUCAAUGCCCUCGGCUGGCGGGGUAUACUACUGGUCAUCUGUUCUGAGCCGCAAUCGAGGCCGUGGAGCUGGCUUCUUUACAGGAUAUUUGAAUGCAUGCGCCUGGCUACUCUCUGCCUCUUCGAUGAGCUCCAUGCUGGGGAACGAGGCCGUUGCCAUGUAUUUACUCAACAAUACAAGCGUCAGGUGGCAGAAUUGGCAGGUCUUUAUUUGCUUCCAGGUAGUCAACUGGGCUUGCUGUGCUAUUGUCUGCCUUGGAAAUCGGUUCAUCCCGCUAAUCAACCGCAUUGCGCUAGCACUCUCCAUGAGUGGGCUCCUUGCGACUAUCGUGGUGCUCUUGGUAAUGCCCACGCGAUACGCCUCGAACGCCCAAGUCUGGACGGAAUACCACAACAAAACCGGCGGGUGGUCAGACGGGGUAUGUUUCAUGACAGGGCUAUUGAAUGCAGCGUUUGCCGUUGGAGUCCCCGACUGCAUCAGCCAUCUAUCUGAAGAAGUCCCCAGCCCAGAAACCAAAGUCCCACAAGGCAUAAUGAUCCAAAUGCUCACGGCAUUCAUUAGCUCAUUCGUUUAUCUGAUUGCCCUCUUCUACUCCAUCCGAGACCUCGACGCCGUCUACUCCAGCAACAUCGGCUUCUUCCCAACAGCCGAGAUCUACCGACAAGCAACCGGCUCCAACGCCGGCGCAAUAGCCCUGAUCGCAGUGCUCUUCCUCGCAACUUUUCCCACCCUAAUCGGCACGUUCGUGACCGGUGGCCGUAUGUGGUGGAGUCUCGCUCGGGAUAACGCGACCCCCUUCGCCAGCUACUUCGCCCACGUCCACCCAACGCUCAACUGUCCCGUCCGGGCAACUGUCGCUAUGAGCACACUAGUGACCUGCCUCGGAUGCAUAUAUAUCGGCAGCACAACGGCUUUUCAGGCGCUGAUAUCGUCGUUUAUCGUCCUCAGCUCACUCUCCUACUUUGGAGCUAUUCUCCCGCACGUACUCUCCUGCCGCCGGAACAUGGUCCCUGGGCCAUUCUACAUGGGUCAGAAGCUGGGGAUGACGGUGAACAUCGUGGCACUUAUCUAUAUUCUCGUCACGGUCGUCUUCUUCUGCUUCCCAUUGGAGUUGCCCGUGACCGUGCAGAACAUGAACUAUACCAGCGUGAUUACUACCGGGUUGAUGGUGUUGAUGGGGUUGUGGUGGUUGGCGGGUAAAGAGGGGCGGCGCUCGUUCAUUGAUGUUGCAAGUAUUGCUGCUCCGCCGCUGGCAGAGCAUCCCGCUUUUGCGAGUCGACACCUUGAGUCUCCGACGAUGAUCUUAUAA
Penicillium chermesinum is the source of this 1386-nucleotide messenger RNA. RefSeq names its product putative choline transport protein. Gene Ontology annotation, molecular function: transmembrane transporter activity. Gene Ontology annotation, cellular component: membrane. The transcript is spliced from 3 exons. Bases 1 to 1386 code for a protein of 461 amino acids. NCBI's taxonomy places the organism in Eukaryota, Fungi, Ascomycota, Eurotiomycetes, Eurotiales, Aspergillaceae. The record is from RefSeq and is a predicted model, not a curated record. Gene Ontology annotation, biological process: transmembrane transport.